AUGAACAUAUUCAGGGUGUCUGGCAAACUUUUGAAAAAGUAUAUGUGUCUGUUGAUGGUGUGGGCCAUAUUGUCAUCCGUUGUACCCUAUUGGGUUGCCAGCUCCAACACCCAGAAGUCGCCAUAUGAUCCCUUGUACGAACUCAACCAAGCCGCAGUGUCAGAACAUUCGCUUAAUGAUGCAGACGUGAUAUUUGUCACCGCGCAUCCGGACGACGAGUCCAUGUUUUUCAGUCCCGUUAUUGUUGAGCUCUCGAAGUCCAAGUACAACAACGCGUUGCAUUUGGUCUGUUUUUCGGAUGGAAACUUCGACGGGCUCGGCGAAACCAGGCAGCAAGAAUUAAUCCGGGCAGCCAAUAUACUAGGAUUUCAGACCCACAGGACACUGGACUAUGUUGACAACAUCCACGAAGAAUGGGAUGCAAGCGCGAUCGCGGCCACUUUGGCCAAAGAACUGAGGGAGCUACCGCUUUACAAACCAAAGCGAAUUCUGGUCUCCUUCGAUGAAGAAGGUGUCUCCGGACAUCCUAACCACAAGUCGUUGUAUUAUGGUGUUGAAGAGUAUUCAAAGAUACAUAAGCUUAGGUUUUUCAAGCUCAAAUCGUGGCCCAUCGCUGCCAAAUACAGUGCAUUCGUGAUUACUAAUGUUGAACUGAUUGCAAGACUUUUCAAGAACUGCACCGCAAUCCACAGAUAUUUGCCAUCAUUAGUGAAUUACAUCCCAGACCAAGGCCAAGCCAUCAAGAUCUACGCAAACUUCAACUCGUGGUUCCUCAACCUGGCGGCCAUGACAUACGCUCAUUACUCUCAGAUCGUCUGGUACAGAUGGCUGUGGAUUUUCCUCAGCAGAUAUAUGAAUUGCAACGAGCUCGAAUUAGUGAAAUAG
Messenger RNA from Ogataea haglerorum, 885 nucleotides. RefSeq lists its product as uncharacterized. The record is from RefSeq and is a predicted model, not a curated record. Gene Ontology annotation, biological process: GPI anchor biosynthetic process. The coding region runs from base 1 to 885 and encodes 294 amino acids. The transcript has a single exon. Gene Ontology annotation, cellular component: endoplasmic reticulum. Lineage: Eukaryota; Fungi; Ascomycota; Pichiomycetes; Pichiales; Pichiaceae. Gene Ontology annotation, molecular function: N-acetylglucosaminylphosphatidylinositol deacetylase activity.